Dermacentor andersoni is the source of this 1835-nucleotide messenger RNA. RefSeq lists its product as uncharacterized. NCBI's taxonomy places the organism in Eukaryota, Metazoa, Arthropoda, Arachnida, Ixodida, Ixodidae. The record is from RefSeq and is a predicted model, not a curated record.
CCCGGAGGAAAUGGCGAACUUCGGUAUUAGACGGCUGGCAAGCGUCCCAGAGUGACCAUUCCACAUCUGUCUCUGGUUCAGUUCAGACGUUGACGUUGCCAAAGACGAAAGGACCAGCCAAUAUGAAGACCUGCGUACUCCUUUUGUUGACAUCAGCCGUGCUUUUGCACGAAGUGCUUGGCGGCGGCUACGGCGGAGGUGGCUACGGUGGUGGCGGUGGUUGGGGCGGUGGUGGAGGCGGUGGUUGGGGCGGAGGCGGCGGAUAUGGUGGCGGCGGUGGUUGGGGAGGCGGAGGCGGCUACGGAGGCGGGGGCCACAGUCACGGCGGGGGUCACGUGAAACCCGUGCCAACAAAGCACGUCCACGCCACGGUCGACGUCAACGUAAAGAUCACAAAGGAGGUGCGCCACACGUCCGGAUAUGGUGGUCAUGGCGGCGGAUAUGGUGGUCAUGGUGGCGGAUAUGGUGGAGGCGGAUAUGGCGGCGGAUACAGCUCUGGAGGUGGUGGACAUCACUUCGGCCUCUUGCACAAGCUCAAGAGCAAGUUACACCACCUCCACCAUGGUUGAAGUGUGGAUGCUUCAGAGUCGCCAUUAUCUGCAAGCUACCUGCGGCAAUGUCUGGAAUGGAAGCACGACAUCUGUGUUCUAGUUGCGGCCUCUUCAAAUUUUAGCACGCUAGUUGCAUUUUGAUUGCAUUUUAGAACGUGAGCUGAAGCUCUUGCUCAACCUACACACGCUAAAGAAAAGUAUAUGGCGUACGAAAUGUGGCCUCAGUUAUAUUUAUUUCAAUAUUUUCAUUGUUGUGAAAUGUCUUUCGUUAUAGAACAGACACUAUCCAUUGUGAAUACAACGCCUUAGCGAAGUGCGAUCAACGCUACUUGUCCCUCACUACAUGUUCAUCUGAGCGCAAAGAGAUAACGUUUCCACGUCCUACUGGUAUUUAAUCUUAUCUCUUAUGUAAUAUGGCAUGGGGAGAAUAACGCGGCUGAGUUGACUGCUCGUGUAUAGGCCCUUGAAAUGAAGCCGUACUCACCUUUCCUGCUGACGUAUAGAGCUCGUCAAGCUCUUCAUGUCUUUGUUUUCUUCACACAAGAUUUUCUCUGACGUGAAACUCAUCUUUGUUUGCACUGUGGCUUAAUAAGAUUUGUUCGUGAAUUUAAAACGCCCCAAGGGUGCGCAACAAAUCUUGCCUUCCUGGUUAAAAAGCGCAUUAUGUCAUGCAUCAGUUCUUCGAACGCGCCGCUUAAAGUCAAUAAGGGGUUUGAGGGAAAGUUUAUUUUCGCUACAGCUUUGUACAAGAAUGCAAGUUUUGUUGCCUAAAGAAACAUACUUUUUCUGUCUUUAACGCUUUACCUUGAAUCAUAGUAUUUUAAAAAGACUUUCUUAAUCUAUAGUUUCGUCAACUACGGGCACCUUAUGCAGCUCAUAAAGAUAUAUAUACAAAGUUUGUCUUGGAAAAGCGACUUCUUAUCGGUUAAUUUCCCUUAACACUAUUUUUGUUGUUGUGGUGCAUACAUUGAUGCCUACGAAAAAAGCAGUUGAAACAAUUAAAUGUCGUUUAGGAAUACUUAUAUAUUCUGGCUCCUAAAUAGCAGUGAAAAAUUAGCAGAAGCAAGCUCAAAUCGAAGGAUGCAUCUGUGAUACUUUGCUGUAAAGUUGUGCUGUCAAAUACUUCUGGCAGGUAAUAAAAAAAAAGAAACAUAUUUGACGCCGCGGACCUUCCGUGUCAUACAUUAUUUACAUAUGCUGUUGCAUAGCGCACUUGUAUAUACUGAAAUGCUCUGCACAUAUUUUGUACAAAGAAAAUUUGAAUAAAUUGUUACGUUUACUAUA